Racocetra fulgida is the source of this 1267-nucleotide messenger RNA. NCBI's taxonomy places the organism in Eukaryota, Fungi, Glomeromycota, Glomeromycetes, Diversisporales, Gigasporaceae. The record is from the annotation of a GenBank genome assembly.
CCUGAAGAUGAUAUGGUGUUAGAGCCUGAAGAUGAUAUGGUGUUAGAGCCUGAAGAUAAUAUGGUGUUAGAUCCUGAAAAUGAUGAUUUGGAUAGGACAGAAUUUGGUGAUAUGGAUGUUAAUAAAGACUCUGUGUUAUCACAACCUAUUAGUCAAGAUUUAGUUAGAAAACAAAAAAAAAUUAAAAGACCGGGCGGGCUUGAUGUACAAGCCAACGUGCUUGGUUAUGAUCAUUUGAAGAAAAUUCUAAUUAAUUCUGAGAAUAAGGUUCUGCAGAACCUCCGUGAAUAUGCACUUGAUAGUGCUGAAAUUAGUCAUAUUUCAUUUAUCACCAAUAUGUGGACAUCGAAUAAUGGUGAUCCGUAUAUUGGUCUUACUUUCCACUGGGUUAAUGAUAAUUUUCAAGCAAAAGAAAUGAUUGAUAAUCUUCAACUUAAACAUAUUACAGUUAGCGGUACAAUCGAUAACGGAUCAAAUAUUAAAUCAUGUUUAGAAAAACUAAAACGAAAAUAUGGCAUUUUUAAUAUUCAUUGUUUUGGUCAUACUUUACAGCUAGUGAUUAAUGAUGCAUUAGAAGAGUGCUUCAAAAUUACUAAUUUAAUAAAAAAAUGCAAAGAUAUUGUAUCGCAUUUUAUUGAAAUUAAUGAUAAUAGUUCACUAAGAAGUUACGAAGCAAAGGAGCUAUUGUCAGAUGAAUGGGAAAAAAUAGCCGAGUUAGUUAAACUAUUGUAUCCUUACGAAGUUAUUUCAAAAAAACUAACAGGUUCAACAUAUCCAACACUUUCUCAAGCGUGGUUCGCAAUUAAUUUCAUUAAAAUAAAACUUGAUUGCGUAAUAAUAAAUAAUGUUGAUAUUCAGAAAUUUAGGAAUAUGCAAAUUUUUACAGAAGAGGAAAAGAAUCAUACUAUUUCAGAAGCACGUAUAAAAUAUCUUGAAUUAGCUAAUAAUUAUUAUAAAUCGGAUAGUUUAUCAGAUAUAGCACCUGAUGAUAUAAUGAAUAGCGAUGAUAUUUUCUCUAAUCCUGUGGUUCAAGUGUAUUCAAGUCAAAAUGAUGAUAAUAACAUUGCUAACCCUGAUUAUCCUAUACUUGCAAAGCUUGCCCGCAAAUAUCUUUCAAUUCCAGCUAUGUUGGUACCAUCUGAACGCCUUUUUUCUUCCGCGGAUCUUACUAUUACUGAAAAAAGAACAAGCCUUAAUUCUGAGUUUGUUGAAUCAAUCUUGUUCCUUAAAGCGGCUUUAAAGCUUUGGCCUAUCUCACAUGUUUUUG